Cyprinodon variegatus (sheepshead minnow) is the source of this 3877-nucleotide messenger RNA. RefSeq names its product telomerase reverse transcriptase (gene tert). Gene Ontology annotation, cellular component: telomerase catalytic core complex. Gene Ontology annotation, biological process: telomere maintenance via telomerase. Gene Ontology annotation, molecular function: telomerase RNA binding; telomeric repeat DNA binding. Lineage: Eukaryota; Metazoa; Chordata; Actinopteri; Cyprinodontiformes; Cyprinodontidae. The coding region runs from base 43 to 3318 and encodes 1091 amino acids. The transcript is spliced from 16 exons. The record is from RefSeq and is a predicted model, not a curated record.
UUUCAGCCCAACAUGUAGCUCGUGUCCAGCAGGUUUUUAAGUAUGUCUACGGCUGAUAUGUCCGCCGUGUUGAACAUCCUCCAGUCUCUUUAUCGGCACAUACAGACGCUGCAGGAGUUUGCCGACAGCAUCGUUUUCAAAGAGGGUAAGACGGCGGUACUAACUGAGCAGUCAGACUCGAACCGCUUUAAAACGUUUGUCAGAGGAGUGUUUGUCUGCUUCGAUAAGGAGCUACAGCAAGUCCCGAGCUGCAGCCAGAUUUGCACUCUACCAGAAGUCCUGGCUUUUGUCCUCAACACCAUGAAGAGGAAAAGAAGAAAAAACGUCCUUGCACACGGCUACAAUCUGCUGGCCCUGCCGCAGGAGGAUCGGGAUGCUGAUCACUUUAAAUUCCAAGGAGACUUGACUCAAAGUGCCGCCUAUGUCCACGGCAGUGACCUGUGGAAGAAAGUCACGUUGCGCCUAGGCACAGACAUCAUGCGGUACCUUCUGGAGAGCUGCUCCUUAUUCGUUUCGGUGCCUCCUUCGUGUGUUUUCCAGGUGUGUGGCCUCCCGGUGUAUGACAGGGUGUCCUCCAGCCCUUCCUCUGGUGGGUUUCGUCUUCUGCUUGGAUUUAGGCGGCGUAGUUUCUCUCAAUUUGGAAGAAAUCAAAGGUCACUGAGCUUCAGAGGGAAACAAAAAGUUGAAAAACUGCCUGACGACAAGAUGAGAAGGAGAAGAGUGGAAAAAGUGAAUAAGAGGAAAAGAAAGAGGGGACCAGAGCAGACGGAGGAGGAGAAUUUGUUGGGAAAGAGGAGACGGUUAGCGAGCAAAGAAAAUGAUCAGGACAUGUCCGUAGAACCAGCAGUGUCUAGGAAUAACGUGGAAAGUGGAAGGACUGGUUUCAAACAGCCAGUUGGGAUACAAACAGCCGGGCCUUCCUCAGAGGGUAGUCCCAGUUGGAGAUCAGGGGUUUAUCCCCCUUUACCGCCCUCUCAAUGCUACAUCCGAACGCUUGGAUUCAUGUACGGCAACAGAGGCCUGCACAGCUUCCUUCUCAACAGGAAGAAAAAGAGCGCCGACGGAUCCAGAGGGUUACAAGGCAAAGACUUGGUACGAAUUAUCUUCUUUGAGGGGUUUAUGUAUUUAAACGGUGUAGAGAAGAAGCCAAAGAAGCUUCCUCGGAGGUUCUUCAGCACGGUUCCCCUCUUUACUCGGCUUUUACGGCAACACAGGAAAUGCCCCUACAGCAAGAUUCUACAGAGGUUCUGCCCAUUGCUCCAAGAGUGCAACUCUGCUGCUGCAGAGUUAAACUCCCUUUUACAGAGACACUGCGGACCCCACCGGGUCUACCUGUUUGUCAGGGAAUGCCUCUCCGCUGUGAUUCCUCAAGAGCUGUGGGGCUCCGACCACAACCGGGUUCAUUUCUUGGCCAGAGCCAAAGCCUUCCUGCAUAGCGGCAAGUUUGAGAGACUGUCGCUGGCUGAGCUGAUGUGGAACAUGAAGGUGAAUGACUGCGACUGGCUGAAGAUCAGUAAAACCGGCCGGGUCCCACCCAGUGAGCUGGCGUAUCGGACGCAGAUCCUGGGUCAGUUUCUGACCUGGCUCUUGGAUGGCUUUGUUGUGGGCCUGGUUCGGGCGUGUUUUUACGCCACAGACGGUGUGGGGCAGAAGAACGCCGUUAGGUUCUACCGACAGGAAGUCUGGGCUAAACUCCAGGACUUGGCUUUCAAAGGUCACCUCGCCAAAGGCCAGAUGGAGGAGUUAUCGGCGACUCAGGUGGCGUCUCUCCCUAAAGGCACCGUCAUCUCCAGACUUCGCUUCAUCCCUAAGACAGACGGCAUGAGGCCCAUCACACGAGUUAUAGGAACAGAUCCUAAAACAAGGAUGUUCCAGGCACGGGUGCGGGACCUGCUGUACAUGCUGAGGGCCUGCGUGCGCUCCACUCCGUCCCUCCUUGGCUCCACAGUGUGGGGGAUGACGGAUAUUCACAAGGUGCUGAGCUCCUUGGCACCAGCCCAGAAAGAAAAACCUCAACCACUUUACUUCGUGAAAGUGGAUGUGAGUGGAGCCUAUGAGAGCCUGCCACAUGACAAACUCCUGGAGGUGAUUGGACAGACCCUGUCCCCCUUCCAGGAGGAGCUUUUCACCAUCCGCCGCUACGCAAAGAUCUGGGCCGAUUCCCACGAAGGCCUGAAAAGGGCCUUUGUUAGACAGGCAGAUUUCCUGGAGGACAGCAUGGGAUCCACCAACAUGAAGGGAUUUUUAAUGUCGAUGGAGAAAAGUGGAAAAAUCCACCACGCUAUCCUAGUGGAACAGCAGUUCUCCUCUGAUCUUCGAGGCAGAGCAGCCUCCCAGUUCUUCACCCAAAUGCUAACAGGCAGUGUCGUUCAGUAUGGAAAGAAGACAUACCGCCAGUGCCGAGGGAUUCCUCAGGGAUCCGUGGUGUCCAGUCUGCUCUGCUGUUUGUGUUACGGCCACAUGGAGAACACUCUGUUCAGAGACAUCACUAAAAGCAAAGGGUGUUUGAUGAGACUGGUGGACGACUUCCUCCUCAUUACGCCAGACCAACACCAUGCACAAACGUUUCUGAAUACGCUGCUGGCGGGAGUUCCACAGUAUGGCCUCGUGGUCAAUCCACAGAAGGUGGUGGUUAACUUCCAAGUAUCAGGAAGCGUGGAUUCUUGCCCCGGCAUCCGCGUCCUGCCUCCUCACUGUCUCUUCCCGUGGUGUGGGCUGUUGCUGGACACCCACUCCCUGGAUGUCCAUAAAGACUAUUCAAGCUAUGCAGGCCUCUCUCUACGAUACUCCCUCACUCUGGGUUCUUUCCAAUCAGCCGGACAGCAAAUGAAGAGGAAGCUAAUGGUCAUCUUAAGACUCAAAUGCCAUCCCCUCUUCUUGGACUUGAAGACUAACUCCCUGGAGGUGGUCUACAGGAAUAUCUACAAGCUGGUUCUGCUGCAUGCAUGCAGGUUUCAUGUGUGUGCCCAGAGUUUGCCCUUUGGUCAAACAGUUGCUAAGAAUCCACUUUACUUCCUGCAGAUGAUUUGGGACAUGGCUCAGUAUGCCAAUAAGCUCAUCAGGUCCAGCAACAAGGGGCUAAUUUUAGGCAGCAAAGCCCAGACGGGCAUCAUGCAGUAUGAGGCGGUGGAGCUGCUUUUCUGUCUGAGCUUCCUGCUGGUGCUUUCACAACACCGUCGACUCUAUAGGGAUCUACUGACACAUCUGCACAAAAGGAAGCGCAGGCUGGAGCGACAGCUGGGGGAUCUGAGGCUGGCCAGGGUGCGUCAGGCUUCAAACCCUCGAACACCCUCGGACUUCUUGGCCAUCCAGAUGUAAACCAUCCACCACUCCAACCUUUUUUUAGAUGAAAACUUGAAUUUCUAGGAAUGUUUACGGCUUUCCCAGUUGUUUUUAUGUAAUAUAGCAGAGACAGCCUUUACUAUAAAUGUCAUCAAAGUGAAAAAUUGCGAUGAACCUCCCUUCAUUGUGAUUUUAACCGAGAGGAGAUCUCACGCAACCAAUAUCUUACUGGCCUGUCGGCAAAGAGUGACACGUUUGUUUUCCCGACAUACAAAGGGAGGAAUAUAGUCCUUAGUCAUCUGGUGUUAAACAUGGAAGAGAUAAGCCUUCGUCAUAAACACAUCCCAUAAAACAACAGGUAAACCUGUAAAGAUGAAUAUUUAAUCCCCUAGCUACCACAGCAGUCAACUUUUAUUGCAUAGCUGUUUUUUUCUGGACUUUGAUUUAAUUGUGAUGGUAGUUUUCCAGAUAAAACAUGAUGUCACUGGAGGAAGCAGGCUUGCUGAAUGAGUUACAUACAACAGGUUUUUUUUUUGUUUGUUUUGUUUUGUUUACUGUUCUAUCCAAAUCCUAUUCUGUCACAAAAUUUGAUAUU